Molecule: messenger RNA, 4350 nt
Organism: Vespa crabro (European hornet)
Lineage: Eukaryota; Metazoa; Arthropoda; Insecta; Hymenoptera; Vespidae
Gene: Pitslre
Product: cyclin-dependent kinase 11B
Exons: 13
Coding region: 49-2649 (866 amino acids)
Biological process (GO): protein phosphorylation; regulation of mitotic cell cycle
Cellular component (GO): nucleus
Molecular function (GO): cyclin-dependent protein serine/threonine kinase activity; ATP binding
Source: RefSeq, a predicted model, not a curated record
GUCGGUAGUUCCAGUGGAUUGUGAGGUCGAAGGUCUUAGGUUAAAAAUAUGUCGGAAGACGGAGCGGACAUGGAUAUUGAUAAUCAAAGUGAAGACGGAGAAAUCAAGAAAAGUCCAUCGAAAGAUAUGGAUGACUUCAGUUUUUCAGAAGAAGAUGGCGGAGAUACAGCUGAUUCCUUGGAUAUAAAACCACCACAGGCCGUAAUUCGGCAUAGAAAAUCAGGAUCUUCUCAUAGAAGAGAGAAACACAAUGAAAGAAGGGAUCGUCGCGAGGAAAAAGAACGCAAGUCGCGUCAUCAUGAUCGUGCAGAAGAUAGACAUAGGGACAAACAUAGACAUCGUAGACAUGGUAUGGAUCCAUUGGACAGAUCAGAGAGAUCAGAAGGUUCUAAAAGGGAAAGAGAAAGAAUGGAACGAUUAGAGAGAAUGGAGAGCCAUUCUAGGGAUAGAGAAUCAAGACAUGAGAGAAAGGAACGUUCUACGGGUGAUAGAGUAUUAGAAGAUUUAAGGGAAAGAUUGUUGGAUAAGAGAAGAGAAAGAAGAGAGGAUCCUCGUGAAUUACGUGAAUAUAAAGUUGAAUCUCGACGAGAAAUACGCUUAGAGGAUUCUCGUGAAAUUCGUGAUUCUCGAGAUCGCCGAGAAGUACGAAUAGAAGAAAUACGUGAACGUCGUGAUAUGCGAGCUAUCGAUGAUGGAGGUAGUCGCCGUGAUAUUCGAAUGGAAGAACGCAGGCAAAUUCGAGUUUUAGAAGAGCAAUAUUCUGAAGCAGAUUUGAUGGAAAGAACUGAGAGGAGUGAGAAGCGACACAAGAGGUCUCAUAAACAUGAUAGAUUCCGUGACAGAGAAAGAGAAAAAGUUGAACGAGAGAAAGAACAUAGAGAGAAACAAUUACGAGAAGCAAUGGAAAUUGUGAAUACAGAGAUAGAAGUCGAUGAAAUGGAGGUCAAUGAAAUUCAAAUACAUCCAAAAGAACCAAAGGAAAUGACAGAGCAAGAACUUAGAAAAGAAAGAUUAUUGGAAGCAGAUAGAGAAAUGGCUAGAAGAAAAGAAGUUUCACGUCUAGAAUUAGAAGCUAGAAGAUUGAAACGAGGUGAAAAGCGACCAUUAAGUCCUGAAACUUGUCAAGACCCAUCUAUCGUUGAGUUAUCAGAUGAAAGUCCUAGUCCAGCGCAAUCCGAUGAAGGACGUUCAAAGUCGGUCGAAUCCAGGCAUUCUUCGGACGGACAAAGAAGUAUACACGAGAGAUCAUCAGACAGACAUUCUUCUGAUUCUUCGGAUUCUAGUAGCGACGAGGACGAUGAGUCAAAUGAAUCAAACAAGGGUUCUAAUGGUGAUUCUAACGAUGGAUCUGAUUAUAAUAAUCCGAGUCCAUUGUCUGUAGAACGUUUAGCAAAGUCUGAUCAUUCGGACGGAGAUUCACCUGGUCAUGUGGAUCCGAAUGGUACUGCCAAGAAUGCAGAGGAAGAAGAGGAAGAGGAGGAAAAGAAAAACGAAGAACCUGAAUUACCUCCAUAUUUACCGGCCAUUCAAGGUUGUAGAAGCGUUGAGGAAUUUCAAUGCUUAAAUCGUAUAGAAGAAGGUACGUAUGGUGUUGUAUACAGAGCACGCGAUAAACGAACGGAUGAAAUCGUUGCAUUAAAAAGAUUAAAAAUGGAGAAAGAAAAGGAAGGAUUUCCUAUUACCAGUUUAAGAGAAAUUAAUACUCUAUUGAAGGCACAGCAUCCUAAUAUCGUAACUGUGCGAGAAAUAGUUGUUGGUAGUAACAUGGAUAAGAUAUUUAUAGUUAUGGAUUAUGUAGAGCACGAUCUAAAGUCACUGAUAGAAACAAUAAAGCAGAAGAAACAAGUUUUUAUACCUGGUGAGGUAAAGUGUCUUAUGGAACAAUUAUUACGUGCGGUAGCACACUUACACGAUAAUUGGAUUCUUCAUCGAGAUUUAAAAACAUCAAAUUUAUUAUUAAGUCAUCGAGGUAUUCUAAAAGUUGGUGAUUUUGGUUUAGCUCGUGAAUAUGGUUCUCCAUUGCGACAAUACACACCAGUUGUAGUGACACUUUGGUAUAGAGCACCAGAAUUAUUGUUAGGUGGAAAUGAGUAUAGUACACCCAUUGAUAUGUGGUCCGUAGGAUGUAUUUUUGCGGAAUUACUGAGGAUGGAAGCUCUCUUUUCUGGAAAAUCGGAAAUUGAUCAAUUGAAUAAGAUAUUUAAGGAAUUGGGUACACCAAGUGAUCGUAUUUGGCCAGGAUAUAGUAAAUUACCAAUGGUUCAAAAAAUUCCAUUUGCCCAUUAUCCUGUAAAUAAUUUAAAACAAAGAUUUAGUUUGUCUCUUUCGGAUCUAGGGAUUGAAUUAUUAAACAAAUUUUUGACGUAUGAUCCACAACAACGGAUAACAGCCGAGGAUGCAUUGAAACACCCCUAUUUCACGGAAGCACCCUUACCAAUCGCACCAGAAAUGUUUCCCACUUGGCCUGCUAAAUCAGAAUUAGGGCAAAGAACAGCAAAUGCAUCACCCAAACCACCUAGUGGUGGAAAAGAAUACAAACAGUUGGGAGAUGGUGACGAUGCUGAUCUAAGUAAUUCAGGCUUUCACAUGGGAUUGAUGGAUGGUGGAAGACAACCACCUGUUGGAGGUGGUUUCCAUUUAAAGUUCUAACAAUUCUGACGAAUUUUUCGUUGAUAAGAAAAUAAAUAUAAUUUCUUGAUAUAUACAUAUAUAUAUAUAUAUAUAUAUAUAUAUAUACACACACACACAUAUAUAUAUAUAUAUAUAUAUAUAUAUAUAUAUAUAUAUGUAUAUAUAUAUCUACAAAUAAAUUCGUCAAGAUAUUGGAGGGUAAUUUAUAAAAAAAGAAGAGUUUUUUACAUAAUGGCGCAAUAGACAAUGCUAUGUCUAUCUAUGGUCUCGACGAUUCAAAAAUGAUUAUUUUCAUAUAGUUGUGUAACAACAUGGGUAACAACAUAUACAUUUAAGACUUCUGUUUACUGCAAGCAUUGUUCAUAUUUUUUGGAAGACCCAGUAAAGUAUUGAUAAUCUCGGAGUUACGUUUUGGAUAGCAAAGCCGUGGCGAUGCCAUUAACAAUCUAGCAAGUUGCAGUUCAUUGUCCUGCGAGAAAAAAAUCAAUUUUAAACAUGUCUCCUGUUUUUGAACGACGAAGACGUCUUUUUACGUAAAUGCAUUAGAGUGCUUCUAAUUUCUUUCUUUCGUGUAUGGAAGAUAAAUAUGACAGAUUAUAGAUAAAAAUAAAUUUAUUAUUUCGAUGAGGUAUACCUCCGUUAGUUUUCAGUGGAUAGAAAAAUGAGAUAUGUUGUAAGAAGUUAAAGAAAAAAAAAAAAAAAAAUAAUGAAAAUCUAUUAACUUUUGAAUUCUCUAAUCGAUAUUACCAAACUAUUCGAACCUAUUAAAAAUAUUUAGCUAACAUAGACAAUCUCAUUAUAUAUUGAUGCGAUAGCCAAUAAAUUAACAAGAACGAUUGACGACCUAAUUCCACAUUUUUACGAAUGUAAAAAUAUUUAUUAAUGAGAUAGUUAACUUUUCGAUUAUCUAUUGGAUUCAUUAGUAUAUAUGUUAUUCGUGAUGGAAAAAUAUAGGAAGAAAAUUCAUGAUUGAUCAAUAAGCAGAGAUAGAGAUCCUUUGUCUCAAGGCAACGCUUCUCUUUUCUAAGGACGACAAUAUAUAUUCUGGUACAUAUGAAAAGAAUAAAUAAUAAAGAAAGAAUGAAUGAGGGAGAGAGAGAGAAACAAUAAAAUAAAAAACAAUCUUAGAAAGGGCGAGGACAGAAGAAAUAGAAAAAUAGAAAGAAGAGAAUCCAUACGCCAUGAGGGUCCAUAUGCGAGAUAGAAAUCCCGAAACAUGGGUUGGGGACCUGGGUCACUAACCCACGAACCAGAAAAGUUGCUUAGCUCGACAUCCUGUCCUUGAACCGUUCUUAAAACCCUCCAAAAUGGUAGUGGAAGGCACGAUCGGAUCAUAGCGAGGAUUAGAUCUUUGCCACGUCGAAGUGUGUUGAAUGUAUAUCUCAUCAACAGUCUUUUGUUCAAUUUCAUUGAACUCUGGGAAUAUUUCUUGGAAGAAUGAGAAAUGAAAAAUAUUUUUUUUUUUUAAAUACAAACUAUUAAUUAUGACUUUCUAAUGGGUCGAUUUUUCAAACGUUCUAAAACAUCGAUCUAAUCUUCUAACUCAUUUUUCCUUUUUUUUUUAUCUUUUCAUCUGCAUAUCAUUAGUAGGUGGAGAUACAGCUUUUAAAGGAGAGAAGUGCUUAAUUUACAACAGAAUAGAAAAAUAGAAAGAUUUUUUACAUGUCAAAUGUAUUGCCGAAAUUUUUAAGCGAUUAUACAAUACAAUCGUUUAAAUUA